AGAAAGCUCAGUCCUCACAGCUUCAUGAAAGCAAAACUGAGGAGAACAGAGAGGCAGAGAGAACAGGAGCUGAUGGAGACAAAUGGCGAGGACUAGAACCAGCCAGGUACUUGGAUCCAGAUAGUCCUUUACAACCAGCUACUCAUGACAAGACUUCAGACUCCUCUGAACCUGAGACUGAUGACAGUGGUGACUGGGAGGAUACUAGGGAACCUCAGUCAGGUUUAAACUCUCUGCAAAACAAUGAAGAACCUGGAAGUGAUGUAGAACCUCUGCAGAAACACACUGGAGUCCCAAAAGAAGUGAAACAAUUUUGUUGCUCACUUUGUGGUAAAAGAUUCUCUCGGAAGUACUCCUUAACCACUCACAUGAGACUUCAUUCAGAAGGAAAACAUUUGACCUGCUCAGUUUGUAAAGCAAUUUUCUCUCUCCGCAGCAAUUUGGCUGUGCACAUGAGAACUCACACAGGAGAGAAACCAUUUAGCUGUUCAGUAUGUAGUAAAAGAUUUGCACAGUUGCCAACUCUGAAACACCACUUGACUGUCCACACUGGGGAGAAACCAUUUAGUUGUUCAUUUUGUAGAAAAACAUUUUCACGCCAUAGCAAUCUGACACGGCACUUGACUGUCCACUCCGGAGAGAAACAAUUUAGUUGUUCUGUUUGUGAUAAAAGAUUUACGGACUAUAGUAAUCUGAAACGACACUUGACUAAACACACCGGGGAGAAACCAUUUAGUUGUUCAGUUUGUAGGAAAACAUUUUCACGCAAUAGCAAUCUGACACGGCACUUGACUGUCCACACUGGGGAGAAACAAUUUAGUUGUUCUGUUUGUGAUAAAAGAUUUACGGACUAUAGUAAUCUGAAACAACACUUGACCGUCCACACCGGGGAGAAACCAUUUAGUUGUUCAUUUUGUGCCAAAGUAUUUGCACACCACAGUAAUAUGAGGCAACACUUGACUGUCCACACUGGGGAAAAAUCAUUUAGUUGUUCAGUUUGUAGACAAAGAUUUUCACGCCAUAGCAAUCUGACACGACACUUGACCGUCCACUCCGGGGAGAAACCAUUUAGUUGCAGUGUUUGCGAUAAAAGAUUAAAUCGACAGGAUAGCAUCAAAAGUCACAAGUGUGUUGGUGAGAGCGGCGGAAAUGCACAAAGCUGCACAGAUGCUUGCUGAGCCAAUUGUCUUCAAGCAGGAAGUACUGACUGUAGGGAUUAUUAUUGAAGUUACAAAACAGUUGAAAACAACAGUGAAAACACCUUGAACUGUGAAAUUUCCCUUACAUUUUUAUCCCCCGUUUUUCCCAAUCAGAACAAGACAAAAUAAGAGCUUAUAUGCAAAAAGUAAUGUGCAAAUAAUGUUUUUCCUCAAUAACUAUGUAUUUGUGAUCGUUAGGAGCCAAAAUUAAAAGUUUAACUGCAAAACCCUACCUAAGAGAGCAAGACUUGGUUUAAGACUAAUCAGCUAAAAACUGUCAGACUUUAAAAUGAUCCUGUACAGCAAAGAUGAAGCUACACAACAAUUUAAAUUCUGUUUUUAUUUGUCUUUAUUUUACUUUUUCUAGCUGCUUUACUUUUUUCUUAUUACAUUUAUUCACUGAUUAGACUUUUAAAUGUUCUAAAAGUAUUUUUGUUUCCCAAACAGCACUAUGGGCAACAUUUGUGAUUUAAAGCUAUAGUGCGUAAUUAUUAAAGGGGUGAUCAAAUGAUUAUAUAGGGUAUUUCACACUGUUCCG
Perca flavescens (yellow perch) is the source of this 1737-nucleotide messenger RNA. Its product is annotated as gastrula zinc finger protein XlCGF71.1-like. The transcript has a single exon. Gene Ontology annotation, molecular function: RNA polymerase II cis-regulatory region sequence-specific DNA binding; DNA-binding transcription factor activity, RNA polymerase II-specific. Gene Ontology annotation, cellular component: chromatin; transcription regulator complex; PcG protein complex. The record is from RefSeq and is a predicted model, not a curated record. Gene Ontology annotation, biological process: regulation of transcription by RNA polymerase II. NCBI's taxonomy places the organism in Eukaryota, Metazoa, Chordata, Actinopteri, Perciformes, Percidae. The coding region runs from base 369 to 1178 and encodes 269 amino acids.